This is a messenger RNA of Drosophila pseudoobscura, 5526 nucleotides long. RefSeq names its product smallish (gene smash). Bases 311 to 5266 code for a protein of 1651 amino acids. The transcript has 10 exons. The record is from RefSeq and is a predicted model, not a curated record. Gene Ontology annotation, biological process: regulation of focal adhesion assembly; positive regulation of stress fiber assembly. Gene Ontology annotation, cellular component: stress fiber. Lineage: Eukaryota; Metazoa; Arthropoda; Insecta; Diptera; Drosophilidae. Gene Ontology annotation, molecular function: myosin II head/neck binding.
CCUGAGGCCUGAGGCGCGUGGGCGGUGGCGCAACACUUGACACCUCUGCAGCUGAAAUCGAUAUUGCUAUUCCACUGUCAUGUUGAGCCAUUGACCAGAGGCCCGAGCCCCGAGUCCCGAGCCCCGCGUAGGAGUCCGCCGCCGCGCUGCGGCCAUGUGAGAAGCUCAUCUCGCACUCUCCUCUCAAACACAACAACAACAACAACUCGCACCAUCGCUGGAGCCCCAAACCCCAAGCAGAAAGUAAAGAAUUCACUCAAGAAGAGCCCGAAGAGCAGGCAGGCAGGUUCGAAAUAACAUUUAGCAGAAAAUGGAGGGCCCGGAGCAGCAGGAAGUGAUGAUGCUGGAGGGCAGCGAAGAUCUGAUGUCCACGUCUGCAACCUCCACAAAUGGCAGCGACACAAACGGCUGUGGUGGCAGGAAAUCGUCCAUUACAUCGCCGGAUCCCACAUCGUAUGUGACCAAGGCGCGCGUAACGAAGCCCACGCCGCCGCCUCCAUCGAAGAAUCCCAUGCAGUUUGUCCAGAUCAAGCCGUGCAAUCUGUAUCAGACGGCCCAGCAGCAGCUGAAAAAGGCCGAGGAGGUCAAGAAGUUGAAGGAGGUGCAGAAAGAGGAGCCCGAGGAGUGGCAAAAUAACCUUGACAAUUGGAAGUCUUCAAGGCGAAAACGUGUCGAGCACAUCAUCGAUCGUGUGGUGGAAACGAAGAAGCUCGAGCUGGAGGAGCAUGAUCGGACGCGACGAAAAUCGAAGACGUUCACCGAGAUGAUGGAGGAGAGGGCCGAGCGCGGCGGAUCCCGGGCUCGUGUGAAGCUCGCCUCCCUGGCCGUCUACAACGAGGACGAGGCGAACGAUCUGAGUGACCUGGGCAUCGGCACCAGCAGUGCCAGCGGCAAGAGCAGUCUCUCCGAGGACUACGACAACAACAGUGUCAUGAGCGACAAUGCCGCCGAGCUGGACAAGGCCAUUGGAGGAGCUGGCUCUGGCUCUGGCUCUGGCGCUGCCUGUGCCUCUGGAGGAAGCGUGGAGGAGCAACAGAAUCACAUCAACAGCAACGGCAGCAAUGGAAACAGUGGAGCCAGCGGCCAGGCCACCACAUCGAAGGCGAAUGCAUCGAAAGCGGCCAGUGCGGGUGCCCUGCGGGAGUACAUCUCCUCGCCCGGCUACGACACAUCCUCGAGCACGGCGCCGGCCAGUUCGCCAGAUCCUUGCGAGUACACCUACGAGGGGGCGAUCCAGGACUACAAGCAGCGUGUCCAACGGGCCAGCAGCAAUGGCAAUGGCAACGGCAAUGCCAAUGGCAGUGCCAAUGGAAAGAUGAGCACAUCCCCAUCCUCGAACGGAGAGACGAUUGCCUACCCCACGCGACGGGGAUCGAAGAUCGAGGAUCGGCUGAGCGGCUUCGAAGUGACCUCGCCCAGCGACACCCAGGAGGGGGUGGAGAAGCAGAAGGUGGAUGUACCCAAGGUCGACAUAUCGAAGCGCAAGGAGAUUUUCGAGCAGGCCAAAUCGGGAGCAACAAAUGGUGCCGGAGUCGGAGUCGGAGCCGGGGCCCCGUCCGCUGCACCCAAGGUGGUGCUGCGCGAUCGCCUAACGAACGGCAACAGUGGAGCCUCCAAUGGCUCGAAGCCGCAGGCCAAGCAAGAGAUUAAGCGACUCUCCGGCGACAUUUCGAGCAUCCGGGAUCGGAUGCAGAGCCUGGAGCAGCAGCGGAACGCCUUCAACCACAGCAAGAGUGUGGAUGUGCCUGUGCCGCCGCUCAAGCAGCGGCUGAACAGCCUCCAGCAGUCCGUUACCAAAGAGGAUCAGCAGAAGAAGCCCCCCCUGGUGGCCCUCAUAGAUGCCCGCCAGCUGGAGAUAAUGCGGGGCGAGGAGGAGCGCAUGCGCCAACAACAGCAGCAGCAGCAGCAUCAGAGCCAGAACCAGAAGCAAAAGCAACAACAGACCCCAGUCGCUGCCCCUCCACCGCCAGCACUCGUCGUGGAGGAGGCCCCGGCCACAGCCGCAGGCACAGGCACCAACGAUGACAGCGGCAUUCAGGAGGACACCAACGAGGAGCUGCAGCAGCAGCAGCUCCAACUCAAUGCGGCCAUCGCCGCCUUGGCCAUCGAGGAGCGACAGCUGGAGGAGGCUGCCAACGCGGUCAACCAAAUCGAAGCGGAGUUCGAUGAGCUCACCGAUCUGAAUCCUUCUCCAUUGCCGCAUCAACAGCCGCAGCCGCAGCCACAGGUCCAAUCACCAUGUGCAGCAUCAGCUGCAGCUCCCGCUCCAGCACCAUCCGCAGCCUCGACCCAAGCGGCAGCUCCUCCAUUGCGGGACAUGGAAUUUAGUAUCAACGAAGCUCUUGAAUUGGCGCUAGAAGCAAUCGAUCGAGAAGCCACCACCAGCACUGUCACCAGCAGGAAAAUGGAAAAGCCCCAACAACAGCAGGAGUGUGAGGAGCAAGCGGAGGAGGAUGUGCAGGAGGAGCAGUUGGAGCAAGAGGUGGAAGAGCAGCGUCACCAACAGCAGCAGCAGGAGGAGGAGGAGGAGGAGGAGAUCGAUCCAAGGGAGGAGGAGGUGGAGGGGGAGACCACAACAGAGAUGCCAAAUAAAACCGAUGAGCAGAAGAGGAAGGAAGAGCGGGGAGAACGGGAGCCCAUCUACGAGAAUGUCAGCUCGACUAUAUCUAUGCAUGAAGUAGAUAAUGAACAGAUAGCAACGAUGACGAUAUCCACACAGAUACAGACACAGAUACAAACACAGACACCGAUACAGGGCACACAAGCCUCGACGAGGAGGAGUCACAGGAGAAGCAUUCCAAAUAAACAAACGAGUAACAGUAACAAUAACGAGAAUAAUCAGAAUACUAAUCAAAACAGCAACAGCAACGGCAACAGCAAUCAAAACGAGAACAGCAUCGGCGGAACAGCGGCACCAUCAUCCGAUCCAGAGCCCUACUAUCAAGUGCCCAAGGCAACGGAGCCCUACUACGAUGCCCCCAAGCAUCUGCGUCCCAUUCCGGUGUACGAGAACAUCGACAUCUUCUACACGGGCCUGGAGCUCAGCCAGAUCUCGGGGACCAUGCCGGUGGGAUCGAUGGAGCCGCCCAAAGAGAAGCCACCGCCGCCACCCACCGAGAGUCCGCCGCCAGUGCCCGUGGACGACGCCUCGCUGGGCCACGACGACGAGCUGGAUGGCCUGGGCAGCAGUCUGGGCCACAACACGGACACCUGGUCGUCGGACAACACGUACGAGACCAUCUCGAACGGGACGCGUCGUCAUAUGCAGUCGUCGCAGCUGGAGCCGGCCCAGCCCUCGCCGCCGAUCAAGCGCAUGAACUCCACGAAGCGGAUCAAGAAGGAGCUGCGCAACAAGCGGUCCAGCUUCCUGGGCAUCGAGACGGACGGAGAUCUGGACGAUGUGGAGAGCUACCUGGAGCUGACCGUGGCCCCGCCGCCGGACAUGGCGCAGCUCCUGCAGGAGGAGCGCCGCCUCGAGAAGCAGCUGUACAUCAAGGCGGGACUCUGUGAUAGUUCCGAUACAGGAGAUAGCCGCGAUUCUGGAGUGUCAGAGAAUCAUUCCCGCCAGAGCAGCGAGCACUACACCAACUCCUCGGAGGAGAAUGACACCCAGUCGGAGGCGACGCCGCCGCCGCUGCCGCCUCCACCAGUGUCGGGGCUGGGGGGCGAGAUUAUCUACCAGAAUGAGACCCUCCUGGCGGCCCAGACGCCACUGCUGCAGACGGUGAAGGGAAACUCGGCCGAGUCCUGGACAGAAUCGGCAACGGCGGCGGCCGCGGCCACACAAUCGCUGAGCGAAGCCACGGCGACGGCCAAUGCCAAGAUGCAGUCCAUCGAGGAGAAGAUACGAGAGCAGGGGGAAGUGCUGCGCGUGGAGCGGGAAUUAUUGCACUUUUCGCAGGAGGAACUAAAGCGACAGCGGGAGAACCUUUUGCUGCGCGAGAAUAUAGCGCGUCGGGAGCUGCAGCACGGGGCCAAGAUGCUGAUGUCGAACAACCGUCGCUCGCUCCAGGACCUCCACCAUGGCCUGGGCAUCGGCAACGGCAUGCUGAGCGCUUUCCAGCCGCCACAGCACCAACAGCAGCCACAGCAGCAGCUGCAUCCACAUCAACCGCAUCCCCAGCAGAUCUACGCCAACGUGCCACAACAGCAGCAGCAACAGCAGCAACAGCAGCAACAGCAGCAGCAGGUGGCGGCGAUGUAUGCGUAUCAGCAGAUGGACACGGACUACCGCAAGUCAAUGUCGGACCUGAACGAGUUCUCCAGCCGGCUGAUGCUGGCGCCGCCGAAACCUCCCACGAAACCACUGCGGGCGAUGCACAUAGGCAACGGACAUGGCCUGGAGCCGGACUAUGCUGUUAGCACGCGGCAGCGCCAGAGCUCCGCCAAUGCCUAUGGCGGCUCGCUGGUGAAGAUUGCCGGUGCCCCGAUGCCGCCACGCCACUCUGGCUCCGGGUAUCCACCAGCCGUCACAGCCUCAGCGGCAGCCGCCUACCAUCAUCAGUCUGCCCAGAAUCUGAGCAACAUGUCGAGGAACACACUCCUCGCCCUGAGUGCCACUCCCAAGCCCAAGUACACCGAUGGCUGGGUGCAAGUGCAGCAGCGCAAGAGCUACGACAGCAACCUGGCCAAUGAUCCGGCCUGGCUGUCCGCACAGCAGCAGAAGCGCAAGUCCAUGCCCGACUACAAUGGGGCCAUCUACAACAACAACCAUUGGUUGCUCCAGGAAGCGGAACAGCGACGCAUCGAGCAGCUCAACAGGAGAUCGAUGCCUGGCAUCAAAUCGAAUGGCAAGCCCCUGCCCGACUCCAUCAUCCAAACGCUGACGGAGCGGGUUCAGAGCAAGGGCAUUGGAGAACGCAAACGGUUCGAUGGCAAUGGCAAUUAUAGCCAAGUCAAUGGCAAUACCAAUGGCUACCAGCAGCAGCAGCAGAAGCAGUCCAUCAUCAGCAGCAAUAAAUCCACCGCCACUAACACCAUCAGCACGAACAACACCAGCAACACCAACAGCGGCAGCCAGGAGAAGGUGCUCAGCGUCAGUGGAAAGAAGAAGUGCUCUCAUUGCGGCGACGAAUUAGGUCGCGGUGCUGCCAUGAUCAUUGAAUCGCUGCUGCUGUUCUAUCACAUCAACUGCUUCAAGUGCUGCGUCUGCCACGUGCAGCUGGGCGACGGACUCAAUGGGACGGACGUGCGGGUGCGCAACCACAAGCUUCAUUGCCAGAACUGUUACUCCAGCGACGACGGCAUCAAGUUUAGCUGCGUUUAGGCCAAGUCCCAAGUACCGGGGAGGAACGGGAGUGGGAAGGGGCCGUGCCUGGACUAUAGGAUGAUUGUUGUUCUUGUUCUUGUUGCUAUUGCAACAUUGAUUGUUGUUGUUGUACUAUUACUAGGAACUAAUUAAUGACCUAAUUCGUAUGUUCAUAUAUACAUAUAUCCAUGUUGAGAACAAAGUCAAAUACAGAAUACAAAAAUGUUUCAGAAUAAUGUUAAUUGCAUCCGUAAUAAGUACGAAAUUUUUUGAAUGUC